GUCGCGUUAGAGCUCUUCGCGAUCGCGGGCGGCGUGAACGCGGCGCUGGACUUCUGGAACGUCUUCCUGUUCGCGUUGGCGCAAAACCGCGUCGUCCGAAGGUUGCGCGCGACGCUGUUCGACGUCGUCCUCGCGCAGCCGAUCGCCUUCUUCGACGAGAACUCCUCGGGGUCCAUCGUCUCUCGCCUCACCUCGGACACGACGGAGAUCGCGAGUAACUUGUCGUGGGUGUUCCGAAACGUCACCGAAGCCGUCGUGCGCGUCUUAGGCGCGUUCGUAUUCACACUGGUCCCCAUACGACCGCGCAUCGCGACGUACCUCUUGAUACAAAACCCUCGGCUCGGCGCGGUCGCGUGCGCGGUGAUCCCGGCGACGACGGCGGCGAACCAGCUCUACGGCCGGUGGAUGGCGAGAAACGCGUCGGCGACGCAGGACGCGCUCGCGGCCGCGAACGCCACCGCGCUCGAGGCGAUCGCGUCCGUGCGGACCGUGCGGUCGUUCGCGUGCGAGGCGUUCGAGUCCCGCCGAUACGACGGCGCUUUGGGCGCGUGGUACGAGCUUUGCAACGCGCAAGCGGCGGCGACGGGGAUAUAUUUCAGCGUGAUGUACUCGUUCCUCUCGCAGCUGUGCGUCCCGAUCGCGCUGUUGGGCUACGGCGGCGCGCUCGUGAUGCGAUCGGAGAUGCGCGCGGACACGCUCAUCGCGUUCAUGCUGUACCAAGGGCAGCUCCAGGAGUACGUCGGGAACUUGUUGAACGCGUGCACGUCCAUGUACAAGAGCAGCGGCGCCGCCGCCGCGGUGUUCGACAUCAUCGACAAGGGGAAGAACCCUCCGGCGGCGGCGAACGAUGCGACCCACGCGAGCGGCGAUGAGGACGCGGUGGAAUUCGACUCCGUGACGUUCGCUUACCCCGCGCGGCCGACGAAGGUGGUCUUGAACGGAUUUCGACUCGUCGCGCGCCCGGGGGCGCGCGUCGCGCUCGUCGGCGCUUCCGGCGCGGGGAAGUCCACCGUCUUCCACCUCUUGCAGCGGUUCUACGACCCCGACGACGGGAGGGUGUUACUCGACGGCGUGGACGUGCGGACGUUGAACCACGGGUGGUUACAUAAAGUCGUCGCGCUCGUCGGACAAGAGCCGGUGUUAUUCGCCGGCAGCGAAAAACAAAUGGAACGCGUCGUCGACGCCGACGUCGUCGCCGCCGCGACCGCCGGCAACGCCGCGGAGUUCAUCGACCAGCUCCCGCGCGGCUACCACACGCGCUGCGGUGAGCGCGGCGUCGCGCUGUCCGGCGGCCAGAAGCAGCGCAUCGCGAUCGCGCGGGCGAUUCUGAUGAACCCGUCCGUCCUGUUGCUCGACGAAGCCACGAGCGCGUUGGACCGCGCGAGCGAACGCGGCGUCCUGCGCGCGAUGGACGCCGCGAGCGCUGGGAGAACGACGCUAAUCAUCGCACAUCGCACGAGCACGGUGAUGGACGCGGAUGCCAUCUGCGUCCUGCGGGGGGGCGUCGUCGUCGAGGAAGGGACGCACGCGGCGUUGAUGUCGAGACGCGGGACGCCGCCGGCGGGGUCGUACGCGGAUCUUUCCUCGAGCCGCGGCGGCGGCGACGACGACGCGACGCCGCCGUGA
Molecule: messenger RNA, 1626 nt
Organism: Micromonas pusilla CCMP1545
Lineage: Eukaryota; Viridiplantae; Chlorophyta; Mamiellophyceae; Mamiellales; Mamiellaceae
Product: ATP-binding cassette superfamily
Exons: 4
Biological process (GO): transmembrane transport
Cellular component (GO): membrane
Molecular function (GO): ABC-type transporter activity; ATP hydrolysis activity; ATP binding
Source: RefSeq, a predicted model, not a curated record